Molecule: messenger RNA, 750 nt
Organism: Alternaria conjuncta
Lineage: Eukaryota; Fungi; Ascomycota; Dothideomycetes; Pleosporales; Pleosporaceae
Exons: 4
Coding region: 1-750 (249 amino acids)
Molecular function (GO): protein binding
Source: RefSeq, a predicted model, not a curated record
AUGUCUCCAAAUAACGCACACAAGCGACAGAAGCUUGGUCUCAAAGAUUUCUCAGAUUCAAAGAUCCUAUCUGACAUCACGAUUCGAUACGGACCUAUAGGAGAGCGUAUAUUCGAAGCCCACAGGAUAGUGCUAAGUUCGAAGUCAUACUGGUUCAAGGCAGCCUUCACUGGAGGAUUCGCAGAGAGUUCCGCCAGGGAUAUCACCCUGAAAGAAGACGACCCCGAUGCUCUCAAGACUAUGCGUGAGUUCGCAUACGAUGAGGAUUCCCUCCAUCCCGACGAGUUGGCAAAAGGUACUCCCAUCGGUAUCCGUCAUGCCUUGGGGCUGUACCGCGUCGGUGACAAGUACGACUUCCCAAGAUUCCGAGACUGUACCAUCUCUUGUUUCAAGCUUCGCUUGGAGCACUGGCUCAGUCAACCUUCGCUUGGGGACGACGCUGCGCACAAAGACUUUUGCGAUAUCGUUAGAGAGGUCUAUGACAUUGUUGGUCCAGACAACCAUACGCGUCAGAAGCUAGUGGUGGCUUUGCUGGAAACGAUAGACGAUGUGGACUCCACGCGCAUUCUCAACAACACGGGGGGUAAGCAACGUUCGGUAGUAGAGGCGGCCCAAGAAGUAGCACCAUUUGGACGAGACAGUUUCCUGCACUUGAUGGCCAAGACCGGAAGUUCAGCAGUCAACGAGUUCGGCUUGCGCGGUCUUGCCUCGGCAGCGGAGAUCUCCGGCACUACCGGUAGGCCACCCUGA